Cucurbitaria berberidis CBS 394.84 is the source of this 1368-nucleotide messenger RNA. RefSeq lists its product as uncharacterized. The transcript has a single exon. Lineage: Eukaryota; Fungi; Ascomycota; Dothideomycetes; Pleosporales; Cucurbitariaceae. The coding region runs from base 1 to 1368 and encodes 455 amino acids. The record is from RefSeq and is a predicted model, not a curated record.
AUGAACCUCCUACCAAACGAACUUCUCAUUCAGAUCGCAUCACACCUUGACUCUGAUCCUCCCUCAAUUACCAAGUUCGCCCACGAGCCAUCGACAGAACUAACGUCCUGCGGCUUUACACCACUAAAGUUCCUUUCUCAAGUAUCAUGGCGCUGGAGAAAGAUUGUCUUGCCACUUCUCUUCCGUUACUCCCGAAUCUCCCUAGACACAGAGCCGCAAUGGGUGCCAAUCGAUGCACGACUAGUCGAUAGUAUGCAAGGCCACUUAACGACGCUGAGUAAUCAUGAAUUCCAAAUCUACCACAAGAUGCGCAGCAAGUUCAAGAGUAGCUCAACCUUCGCGUAUGAGGAAGCAUUUGAUGACCUUCUUAUCAAUCUUUGUCGAAUCCAAGACGGGGACGAGUUUUUGAAGUCGGUACCGCACCUUCUUUGGCUUCCGCAUCUUCCGAGGACAUUCGCAGACUUCGCGCGGUUUGUUGAGCAGUUCAGUUUGAAGCAUCACAUCAAGGGUAUCGUGGUACACACAGAUAAGGAGUACGGGUUACGCCAUGUUUCUACUGCCGAUGCACCCUUAGCCCGUGCAGUUUCUGAGAUCUGGGACCAGAUCUUCUCUCGUCUCGAACCUACCCGUGUCGUUGUCGCCGCUCCACCAACAACCCUCGCUGGACUGCUGGACACACAGAUGAUGAGCUCUGACGCAUGGGCAUUUGAAAUGAAAAUACACUACAUCGAGCUUCUCCAAUCAGAACCAUUACGCCUUGAACACAUGAAGACCAAAUGUCGACCCUGGGAUUGGGCGCUUGUCCAUAGCCGACCAUGGUACCACCUCGGCUACAAUGAGGGCUCCUCCAUAACUGCAUACAGCACCUACGAAUACCACCUUAAACAAUGCCCAAAGAUGCUCUAUCUCAUCCUCAUUCGCCUUGCCAAAGAAGCCCAGGCUUGUUGCAACAUCACAUCAUUUUGUUUCACAGGCGUGUUUCCGUUCGCUACGAACGUCACCACCCUCGUCCGGGCUCUAGACCGGAUCCCAACUCUCAGGAAGGUGUCUGUUCAGUUUGCGCCCGGGCCGGAAAACACCCUACUCAGCGAGCCGAGCAGAAUGGGUAGAGCACAAUCCAGUGAUUUUUGGCUUGAGUGGACGGAGAGUUACAAAGUUAUUGCGAGUUACCUGGGCGUUUUUGACUUUGAAGAUGGAGCAGAGUUCAGGAGUGGAGAUUGUGACAAUGUGAAACAGGCGAUCGAAGUGGGAGAGUGCAUGGAUCUGUUAAGGAAGAGAGGCACUGGAUGGCGAAAAGAAGGAGAGGUUACGUGGGUUAGGGACCAUGAACUUGAUGAAGAGGCUAGUGGAGAGGUUGUGGUUGUUUGA